CAGCAAAAACAUAUCAGCCUAAAACAGGUGCAAGCUUAUCGUUUCAAGACAGUUACCAACUUUGGUGGCAGCUACGGGUUCUCGUAUUACCUCCAAAUAACCAAUGUUGAAACGGGUUGGAUGAUUGACGUAGCCAAAAUCAUCCCCUUUCCAAGGGAGAAUGACUCAAAUUCCAAAAAUCUCUGUUACAGUUCAACCUUCUCACUGGACCUCUUCUCAAGUGUCCUCAAUCUACCCACAUUCGCUUCCUCGGUGCCCUUUGCAGAAUGUCACGAAAGACCUGAUCCUGCAUGUCUCUAUUUCCUCCUUCAUCGAUUGGAAAGCCCCACCGAGGGAAUGCGUCUCAUCGCCCAUGUUUGUAUUGAGGCUUCAAAGGUUCCAUCAUCCCUCCGAGAUCAAGCUCUUGCCUGUCGUGUCUCCCUCCUCGAUGUGGCCUUGCAAAGCUUGCUUCAUCCCUGCCUUCACUACAUUGAGUACUUGGCGGGCUUUCUCGACCCUCCUGCCUCCUUGCCUCCCGAUCUGUCGAUUAUUUCCCAAGAUUCCUCUAACGUUGCCCGACGUCUACUGCUUUGUCUCUACCUCCGAAGACCAGGCAUUCUUUACGCUCUCAAGAGCUCCGAGGCUUGGAGUUUUCUUCGAACUCCGUCAGCCAACGGGAGCAUUCCCGAGUGCUUUGAGCAGAAAGAAGUGCGUCUAUUAUUUUGUUUCAUAAGUGACGGAAUCCUAGAUGAUACAUCAGCUCUACAGUCGUAA
Hydatigera taeniaeformis is the source of this 753-nucleotide messenger RNA. Lineage: Eukaryota; Metazoa; Platyhelminthes; Cestoda; Cyclophyllidea; Taeniidae. The record is from the annotation of a GenBank genome assembly.